Punica granatum (pomegranate) is the source of this 1073-nucleotide messenger RNA. NCBI's taxonomy places the organism in Eukaryota, Viridiplantae, Streptophyta, Magnoliopsida, Myrtales, Lythraceae. The record is from RefSeq and is a predicted model, not a curated record.
GAUAACCCGCGGGAAUCAGUUCUCUUCUCUCCAGAAGAAAGCAAAACGAGCUCGCCGUAGCCAACGAAAGUUCGAGAGGGUAUCAUCACAAUCGCAGCAUCUCCGAACGGUAAUGGCGGAGAAAUUGGCUCCGGAGAAGCGGCACGUCUUCGUCCACAACGAUCAGAAGGUGUUCGAGUGGGAUCAGACCUUAGAGGAGGUCAACAUAUACAUAAGCUUGCCUCCGAAUGUGCAUCCGAAGCAGUUCUAUUGUAAGAUUCAGUCCAAACACAUCGAGGUUGGCAUCAAAGGCAAUCCGCCCUAUCUCAACCAUGAUCUGACCUCUCCUGUGAAGACAGAUUCAUCAUUCUGGACUCUAGAGGAUGACACAAUGCACGUAUUCCUCCAGAAGAGGGAUAAAGGUCAGACCUGGUCUUCUCCCGUAGUAGGUCAGGGUCAACUAGAUCCUUAUACCUCUGACCUGGAGCAGAAGCGUCUCAUGCUUCAGAGAUUUCAAGAAGAGAAUCCAGGAUUUGACUUUUCCCAGGCCCAGUUCAGUGGAAAUUGUCCUGACCCAAGGACGUUCAUGGGUGGGAUCCGGUCUGGGCAAUAAUGCAGAUGGACCUCUACUGAUGGAAUCGUGCUGCUAGGCCCCAGCUGCCUUUGGUAAACGAAGUAAAUAAUUACAUCUACUCUCUCUUGUGUAACUUUGGCCAACUAGUAUAUAACCCUAGAUGGUUUUCUAUGCUAAGUUGGCGACAGCUUGAUCUGGCUGCUGUCUGUCUGAGUUGGCUUUAGUUGUGUUCAUAGCCUGCUCUGUGUUGAUUUAUCUUCUUUAUUGUAAAAUCUAGUGCUUAGAGCUGUCUGUCUUACAUUAUGUGUCCUGCCACUUGGGUUGACAUGGUGCUGCAAUUUGGCUGAAACUAAUAUGGAAUCUGCAUUGAUACCUGGGCAUCCUAUCGUAUCUUUAUCUCUCCCUAAAGUUUGCAGCUCUUUUUUAUUUUUGGGCUGUGUUGGAUUAUUAAUAAUGGAUCUUGUUUAGUAAGAAAAAUCGGAAGGCAGUGGAACGAAAUCGCCAUUGUUUCUUACAGCAA